GAUCCAACUCUCAGCCUUCCAGCUGGACCCUGCUGCUGCUCUGCUCACUGUGUGGGGUUUAAACCAGGACAUAAACACACCUGACAGCUGAGAGUUCUCCUUGGCUCCUGUUUAACCACAACUCUAAUAAAACCAUGAGGAUCUUCCUCUUGCUUUGCCUGCUGGCACUAGGCCAUGCCAAACCCUACCAACCAAUCAAUGUUAUGGACUACCUGAAAAACUAUGACACAAAAAUCCAUGAAAUCAUGAUGUCAGAUUCAAAUGAUGAUGACGACGAUGAUGAUGAGGACGAUGAUGAUGAUGACGACGAUUACGAUGAUGAGGACUGUCCAGCUCAUUGCCAUUGCUCACCCAGAGUGGUGCAGUGCUCUGACCAGGGUCUGAUAUCUGUUCCUGAUAAGAUUCCAGAAGACACAGUGAUGAUUGAUCUCCAAAACAAUGAUAUCACUGAAAUCCAGCAGGAUGACUUUAAAGGCCUCAACAAGCUUUAUGGCCUGUUUCUGAUCAACAACAAGAUCUCUAAGAUUCAUCCAAAGGCCUUCAAAAACAUGGACAAUCUCAGACUGCUGCAUCUGUCCUACAACCAGCUGAAUGAGAUCCCUGCAAAUUUGCCUCCCAAUGUCAUUGAACUCCGCUUUCAUGAAAACCAGAUCAACAGAAUUCAGAAGGAUGCAUUUAAGGGCUUGAGGAAACUUCAUGUGUUGGAGCUGGGGGCCAACCCUCUGACCAACAGUGGAAUUGAGAUAGGAGCUUUUAAUGGCCUGUCGAGUCUGUAUAUCGGUAUAGCGGAAGCCAAACUAACUUCCAUACCAAAAGAUUUCCCAUCCUCCAUUACAGAACUGAGUCUGGACUACAACAAAAUCUCUAAGGUGGAAAUAGAAGACUUCAUCAGAUAUAAAAACUUGCAGAGGCUAGGACUAGCUUAUAACCAGAUCAAGUAUGUAGAAAAUGGCAGCCUUGCCAACACCCCGAACAUCCGUGAGAUCUACCUGGACAACAACCGUAUGAGAAAGGUCCCACCUGGCCUUAGUUCCCUGCGCUACCUACAGGUAAUUUACCUCCAUGGCAACAAAAUCAGCAGUGUGGGAAUCAACGACUUCUGUCCCAUCAGGGACGACAGCAAGAAGAACCUGUACACUGGCAUCAGUCUCUUUGCCAACCCUGUUAAAUACUGGGCCAUACAGCCGGCAACCUUUCGCUGCGUCACCGGACGGAGGGGUGUUCAGCUCGGAAACUUCAGAAAGUAGCGUGGAGGGAAAUGAUAAAAUAAGGACAUAGCUGGAAAUAAUUCUGAUAGGCUAAAAACAGAUUAAACUCUCCUAUUAAAGGGUUAACCGUUAAAAAACAAACAAACUAGAAAGAUGUAUAUUUGAACCUGUAGCACACGGGGAACGAAAGUACCAUUUACACCCUGAUGAAGAUAAAAAUGAUAUCAUAAGUUAUAACACUAGGAAAUGUUUUUAGCAGCUACAAACAUCAUGAAAUGGAAGGAUGUCACAGAACGAACAGCAUUACAAUCAAAUCUGAAAACAAGCGCCCUGCUCACCUUUGUAAGGUGCAUGAUAGGAUGUUUAGCUUUUGCCUUAUAACUUUUAUUCUGUACACUUUCUUAGGAAUAAAGCGCCUCCCUCUGGUCACUUUUUGAGCAAAAUCACCCAAUGAUACGAGUGGUAUUACAUGCUGUACAUGUAUUGUUUAAAGAAAGGAAAUUCUUUUUUUCUUAUUAUUUUCUUUCUAGUUUUAAAACCGUAAGCAUUGUUUAAUGAAAUGUAGAGUAGAAAAGUGUUUAAGUCUUUGUAAUACUUACAAAAACUUUAUUUGUAUUAUGAAGAAGCCAUUUUUUUCCCUCAAAUUAGAUGUUGUAAUUAUCGUAGA
Neolamprologus brichardi is the source of this 1875-nucleotide messenger RNA. It is a transcript of the gene aspn, whose product is annotated as asporin (LRR class 1). Lineage: Eukaryota; Metazoa; Chordata; Actinopteri; Cichliformes; Cichlidae. Gene Ontology annotation, molecular function: protein binding. The record is from RefSeq and is a predicted model, not a curated record.